CGUUUCCUGGUUACUUGGUGGCUUCCUUGAGCCCAACUGUCAGCUGUCCGCCACAACAACAGCAGCUGCCGGGGUUUGUUGUAGGGAGAUUCUCAUGGCUGGGCGGACGUCGCGGUGAGCAAGCGACACAGCAAGGCGGACUAAAAGGCUGUGCACCUCUGUGCGGUGAAACAAAAGACUUGAGAUGUGGUGAAACUACAGGAAAGAAAAUGGAAGGCUGAGCAGAGCAGCUAGAGAAGGAACCUGACAAGAGGAAGUCCCCAGUGUGACCCAGAAUGGAGGAUUUGAGGCGGGCAUACCUGCGUUUGUGUAAGGAGGCGGGCGUGGAGCCCCAGGAGUCUGUUGUGGCGCAGCUUCAGGAGGCCAGAGGUGGUCAGAGUUCCAGGCUGGACCUGAGUGGACAGAGCCUGUCUGCAGAUACCUGCUCUGUGCUGGCCAGGCUCUUCCACAAAGACGCUGUCUUUACUGAGGUGUCGCUCAGUGACUGCAUGCUCAGCGAGGAAGGUGCCAAGAUACUCCUGACUGGACUGUUUGGCAACACAAAUGUUAAAGUUCUGGAUCUGAAGGGAAAUAACCUGAGAUCAGCGGGGGCUGAGGUGUUGGGGAAGUUGCUGGCACGAAACAAGACUCUGCGUAGGCUGGUGUUGGAGUGGAAUGCGUUGGGAAUGUGGGACGAGGCCUUCUCGCUCUUCUGUGAGGGCUUGGCCUCCAACAGUAUCCUGACCCAGCUAGACCUGCGCAAUAACCAGAUCAACCACCACGGGGCGUCGGAACUCGCUCUGGCACUCAAACGGAACAGCACCCUGCAAGUUCUAGAUCUGAGAUGGAACAACAUUGGUUUGCUGGGCGGCAGGUCUCUUGUGGAGGCUCUACAGCACAACAAGACCCUGGUACAGCUAGAGAUGGCAGGGAACAAUAUACCCAGUGACACACUGAAAGCACUUGAGCAGGCCAUAGAGCGUAACUCAGACAGACAGUCCACCCUGAGAGAGAGCCGCAGCAGGACCCAGGUCCUCAGCAAGGAGAUUCAGAUACUGAAGGAGGAGAAGGGACGGCAGUUCCUAAGCCUAAUGGACACCAUAGACCGGCAGAGGGAGGAGAUGGGACGUUCCAGCAGAUCAACUUCCAUUCAAGUGAGCCAACUCCAGGAAGCGCUGAAUGAGAGAAAGUCAGCUGUCAACUCACUCACUGCCAAAUUGCAGAUGGCAGAGGCCGCCCUUGCCCUUUCUGAGCAGAAAAACCACAACCUGGGAGAGCUGCUGGCUCGAGUGAAGACUGAGAAGGAUGAACAGAGAGAACGACAGAGCAGAGAGAGGAAGAAAGAGCAAGAGGAAAGUGUGCUCAGAGAGGGCAAGCUCCUCAGGGAGAUCCAAAACAUGACGGAAACCAACGUGCAGCUCAGAAAUAAGGUGGAGGAGAUGGAGCGCAGGUGUAAGUCUCAGCAGCAGCAGAUCUUUGACCUGAAGCAGGAACUGACCAACAGCACAGCCGAGCUCAAACUACGACUAGCGCAGGCAGAAGACCGUUUGGAGACAGAGAAGAGACGGUCCAAACAAGCCUUGGAGGACAUGGAUAGUCUUCGUCAGAAAGAGGUGGACCAUGUGAAUCGCCAUCUAGAGGAGAGUGAGAGAGCUUUGCAGGAACGCAUCUUCAAGCUGGAGGGACAGCGAAUACAACUGGAGGAGGAAGUGAGCAAGGCCAAGGCAGCUUGUGUGACAGAGAGGUCCCAAGCAGAGGAGGAACUGGGCAAAGUUCGUGUUCAAAUCCGCCAGGAGCAGCAGGAGCACGUGGCAUCCUUGGAGGAGAAACUCCGCUCUGUCCGUCAGUCCCGCCAGGAGGUCCAGUCCCACUGCUCCCAGCAGAAACAGACCAUCGCAGACCUGCAGGCCAAGAACAGUCAGCAGAGCAUCGAGAUAGAUGGCUUUCGACGACGGAUAGAGGAGCUCCAGCAGGAGCUGUCAGGUAAAGACCAGGAGAAGGUGGCCGAGGUGAGCCGGGUGAGGGUGGAGCUGCAGGAGCAGAUUGGACACCUGCAAGCCGAGAGGACAGCACAAGGAGGACUCAAAGAGAAGAUCAGUGCUUUGGAAAGAGAGAUGAAAGUUCUCACCAGUAACCACCGAGAGGCGAUCCUCGACAAAGAGAGUGAGAUGUCCUCCCUGCUGGAGAAGCUGCGCCUGAGAGAGGCAGAGAUCCAGCGGAUGAGGGAGGAUGAGGCUCAGAGAGCCAGCUACCUGCAGAGCGCCAUCCUCACCUACGUUCAGGGCUCGCCGCUAGGGCACUACAGCAGUCCCAAAAAGUAACCCACAGACCUCAGCCAGCCAGCUCUGACCUCUGACCCCCCCUCACAUGACGCCUGGAAAUGUGUGGAAUAAACAAUAUGUUGGUUUCCUGGUCUCAGAACGUUUGUAAAAAGUCUGGAAAAUGAUGGAAAAAAUUCAGUCCCAACGUAGUGCAAACUCACACUUUUUUGUUUUUGGUUCAGGUCCUCUGUCAUUUUGCAUAGUGUAUCUGAUCUGAUAGAGAAUGAUCUUUAUAGACUGUAGAGGUGUGAAUCUGGGGCUUAAUAGAGGCUCAGUUCUAUUCACGAUUCAGUAGGAGGUGAUUUGGUUUAAAAAAUAUUUUUUUCUUUUCUGGAGUAAUUCAGUUCAGGUUUUUAAACCAUGAUUCGAAUCAAGGAUUCAGCUCAAGCACUGUUAACAAAAAAAUGUAUAUCCAUUAAAGAAAGGUGCAAGACAAUAAUUAAGAUAUAUGUCAGACUAAUGUCAGACUAUCCUUUUCUCUCUGAAAUUUGGAAAAGGAGAUAACAGAAUUACUCAAAUUAUUUAUUUAAAAAGAAAAUUCAAUUCGUAGUAAUCUGUAAGAUCACUAUUUUGACAGAAUCUUUAAAGACUUGAUCCAAGGUAUUUCAUACUGACUCAGGCUGAUGGAAUUCAUUCUCUGUAAUCUUUCUAGCAGAUUUAAGCAGUUUGAGGGGCAUGAAUGAAUCGUCACACCCCUAACAGACUGAUAUGGCUAAGUUAAUAGAAACUGGGCAAAAGGACUAAUUACAUCCUCACUGAAUAUCAAUCCAAAUGUCAAGAAAUGAAGGUCUUGAAAAUGUCUGGAGUUUUGAAAUCCACACCGUGUAGGAACCCUGUCCCUGUCUCCCUUUACUACAGCCCAUCCGUACAUGUUGACUGCUGGGACUCUGCUUCCCAAAGCCUGUCCUGGUCAAGUGCUAAUAUGCUGGAUAUCAUCUCAUUUAUAUAAUGUGCACCCCUCACCAGUGGUUCAGUCCGCUUCAAUGGCAGGAGGCUAACAGUUAGCAUUUAGAGCAUCCAGCCAGUCUCCAGCAUUCAGUAACAAUGAGAGGAAUAUUUUGUAGUGUAGUGAAAUCGUUUUUUUUUUUUGUUUUGUUUUGUUUUGUUUUGUUUUUUUCCCAAAAUGGGUAAAAUAUCCCUUUAACAAGUAGCUGGUACAAAUCAAAUCAGGUGCAAAAAAUACUGAAAAUAUUGGAAACAAGUAUGUCAUCCCAUUAGCCUCUUUUUAAUUUUUUUUUCCUGUUUUCUGAGAGAAAAAGGACUGAAUCUGCACCAUUGAACAUGGAAAAGAGGCAGAAAAAUCUUUUCAUAGCAUUUUUUAAUCCAAGUUGAGCUUCAAGUUGACAUUUUAUGUAGUAAAACUGGACAUUUUUCAUUCUUCCCUGAUCACAGCCAUAUGCAGAGGUUUUUGUAUGUGCUCAGAUCAUUGCAGGUGAAUGUCCUGGCCCAGGUCUUUACCUCUCACAGCUGAGAUGAACAACGCUCAAAAUACAAUCCAAUAUUCUUUCCUGAGUUUCCGUCCCAUUCCACUGACCCACUUCUUGUUCUUCUGCUGUACAUCCUAAUGAAAUAUGUAUUUUCAUACAACAGUGAUAAUACUCAUUAGACCUCAGAGCAGACAUUUGAUCCACUUAAGCCUUUACCUAUCAUUUUCUCUAUCAAACCCCCCCAAAAAAUAAGACAGUAAUUCAUCUUCAGCUCCGAUUUAUUUAGCAAUAAACCGAUUCACAAAACAUAAUUUGCAGUUUUUUGCAGUGACAUUUUGUGAAGAACUUAGUAAAUGUAACAGCUGAUGCAGUUUUUUU
This is a messenger RNA of Myripristis murdjan (pinecone soldierfish), 4105 nucleotides long. RefSeq names its product leucine rich repeat containing 45 (gene lrrc45). Gene Ontology annotation, molecular function: protein binding. Gene Ontology annotation, cellular component: plasma membrane; centrosome. Lineage: Eukaryota; Metazoa; Chordata; Actinopteri; Holocentriformes; Holocentridae. The record is from RefSeq and is a predicted model, not a curated record. The transcript has 18 exons. The coding region runs from base 276 to 2300 and encodes 674 amino acids.